AUGGCAGACGAAGCGGACAUGCGCAACGAGCUGGCCGACCUGCAGACUCGCGCCGACCAGAUAGCCGACGAGUCCCUUGAGAGCACUCGCCGCAUGUUGGCUCUGGUGGAGGAGAGUAAAGAUGCUGGAAUCAGGACUCUGGUGAUGUUGGAUGAGCAGGGAGAGCAACUGGAGCGCAUCGAGGAGGGGAUGGACCAGAUCAAUAAGGACAUGAAGGAUGCAGAAAAGAAUUUGAACAAUCUAGGACAGUUCUGUGGUCUGUGUUCAUGUCCGUGUAACAAGAUUAAGGGCGGGGGCCAGGCCUGGGGGGCCAACCAGGACGGCGUGGUCAACAGCCAGCCUGGCGCUCGGGUGGUGGACGAGCGUGAGCAGAUGGCCAUCAGCGGGGGUUUCAUUCGCAGGGUAACGGACGACGCCCGUGAGAACGAGAUGGACGAGAACCUGGAGCAGGUGGGGGGCAUCAUCGGCAACCUGCGUCACAUGGCGCUGGACAUGGGCCAGGAGAUCGACACUCAGAACCGCCAGAUCGACCGCAUCAUGGAGAAGGCCGACUCCAACAAAACCCGGAUUGACGAAGCCAACCAGCGUGCGACCAAAAUGUUGGGCAGUGGCUAA
Messenger RNA from Nerophis lumbriciformis (worm pipefish), 615 nucleotides. NCBI's taxonomy places the organism in Eukaryota, Metazoa, Chordata, Actinopteri, Syngnathiformes, Syngnathidae. The record is from RefSeq and is a predicted model, not a curated record.